GAGACGGCUGCGCGGAGGGUACGGUACGCCUGCGGUACGCCUGUGGUACGACUGCUGCACGCCUGCGGUACGCCUGCGGUACGCCUCAGUGAUGUGACGCGCGAGUGACACUGUGUGUGAGUGAAGUGUGUGUGUUUGGACGCGAGUGCGUUGGCCUCAGUCUCCUCUCGGCGUCUGGCGCUGUCCAGGACGCGCCGCCCCAUGCGGCCCCGGAUGGCGCUGGCCGCGCUGCUGCUGCUGCUGCUGCCGGCGGCCGCCCCGGAGCAGGCCGACCAGCAGGCGGUGCCGGCGGCGGCGGGCGACGCGUACGCGGGCACGGGCUGCCUGUUCGAGGGCGCGCGCUACCGGCCGGGCCAGGCCGUGGCCGUGCGCGCCGAGCCCUGCCUGCGCUGCCGCUGCCGCCGCGGCGCGCCCGUGUGCCGGCUGCGCGUGUGCGCCCCCAUGCCCGACCCGCCGCCCCCCGGCUGCGUGCUGCUGCACCGCGCCGGCGCCUGCUGCCCGCAGCUGCACUGCCCCGAGCUGGCCGCCCUCCACGACAACGCCCUCGAGGCGCGCCACGGCCAGCGCUACCGCUCCGACGCGCCCUCCAAAGGCUGCUACCUCAACGGGUCGCUGUUCGCCGAGGGCUCGGCGCUGUCGUCCUCGACGCUGUGCGACUACUGCUACUGCGUGCGGGGCGAGCAGCGCUGCGUGCGGCCCCAGUGCGUGCUGCCGGCGCCCGGGUGCGCGCCCGAGUACCGCGACCACACCUGCUGCCCCACGAGCUACAACUGCGGCGCCAACGGCGCCAACGGCGCCAACGGCACCGCGACGGGCCACGCGCCGCCGCGCCGCCGCCCCGCGGGCUGCACCGUGGACGGCAAGCGCUUCCAGGAGGGCGCGCAGGUGAAGACGGUGGCGCGCGGCCGGUGCGAGUCGUGCUUCUGCAUGCGCGGGCGCGUGCGCUGCGCCCCGCUCAAGUGCGACCUGCCGCUGGAGGGCUGCCAGCCCGUCACCGCGCCCGGCAAGUGCUGCCCGGUGUCCUACGACUGCAGUAAAUCCAGGCUGAGCAGCACAAAAACAGGCUCAACAGCUUCAAACAACAAUCUUAAGGGUUUACCGGGAAGACCAAGCAAGGGCGAGAACACAGUGCGUUCUAUCAGCUAUGAUGCUCGCAGCAAUCGAGAGAUUUCAUCCAAAGACAGCAAGGUAAAAAUUGAGACUCAAAGAACAGAUCAGAGUGAUCUACAAACCACUCAGCUGCCUUUGUCAGAGGAAACUACACUGUUGACUGGGACUGCAGACAAUAUAGCAAUAACCCUAAACACAAAACUUGAUCUUGGAAGCACUCUGGAUUUACUGAGAGUGAAGAACAAUACAGUUAUUCCAGACAAAAACAAAAUUUUGCCAGUGUUAGAGGCAAUGAUAAAUAAAACACGCCAGAAGGAUCAAGAUUAUGACUAUGACUACAAUGAACCUUCAUUACCCCCUUCACUGCCCAACUUAAGAAUUAUCCCUUUCGUGGCAGAAGAUGCUGUGAUUCCUGAGGACAAGGCGAGUGCAGGACAAGGCCAAGAUUCCACUGGUUUAUCAAAGUCGAAAGAGUCUCAGGACAAAAUGGAUAGCUUCUAUUUCUUUUCGCCACCAACUGAGACUGAAGGAGGUUUUGUUCCGAGAGAUCCCACAGUCGACGGUCCAUUUUACCAAGCUAAACAGGACCCAAACAAGCCCGAAGCAGCACAGAAAGUUGCUCCACCAAGAGAUCGUCCCUCUGAAGUGACAAUAAGAACAGUAAUACCUGAUGCAGUUACGCCAGAUCCAUUGCUUGGCAAUGGCGGGAGCAAGCCGUGCGCCUCCGGGGGCCGGCGCUACCGCCACGGCGAGCUGCUCUCGGGGAUGGGCGCGUGCCGGAUGUGCUUCUGCUUCGACGGCGAGGUGCAGUGCCAGGAGCCCUCGUGCGGGGCCGUGCCGCCCGGGUGCACCCGGGGCCCGGCGCCGACCGGCGACCCGGACCGCUGCUGCGGCGCCAUCAUCUGCGGCGACGCGAACAGAGACCGGCCGCUGCUGUUCGCCGGCCUGGCCGAAGGCGACGGGCAGCGCGUCCACGUCGUCGCGGAGCACGCCGUCGUGGCGGAGCCCGUCCCCGACCUGGUGCCGGCGAGGCGACCGGUCCCGUCCAGCACGUCCACGACAACCACCACGACCUCGACCACCACUACCACCACGACUGUGACUCCCUCGACGACGACGAAAAGCCACCGCCACAGACCGACGACCGCGUCAACGACGACGACGACGAGGACGGUCACCAAACCAAUCGUCAAGACAAAGACAACAACUACCAAACCCACCUGGACGACGAAGAGGCCCUCAUCGACCACGUUGAAGACUUCCAAGACCACGGCAGCCCCGACCACAACAGCUCCUGUCCCCAACGUAACGAAACCUACCCCCACCUCCGCCCCCACCCCCUCGCCCCCCACCACGGCCACCACCAAAGCGACGACGACGGCGGCGGCGGCGGUGGAAAAGACGACCACGGCGUCAGGCUCGACCACGACCUCCACGACGACAGCCCCGGCCGCCGCCCCGAGUACGACGAGCACCACGACAUCCCCUAGACCGACGUCGCCACCCACGACGACGACGAGCACCAGGAGGUCACCGCCCCUCCCCGUCCGCAAGGAACGUCCAACUACGACGCCGACGUCGCUGUUCGACGCGCUGUGGGGCAGCGAGGACGAGUCGGAGAACGAGGCCCAGGACAAGGUGGACGACGACGUCCAGUACCACGACUUCGUGUCCACGAACCAGCACGAGCCGGUGCACGAGCAGAGCCCGCCGCAGGAGGACGACUCGUUCUCCUUCGACAAGUUCCUCGAGCUCUUCAUCCAACCGGACCCCACCGUCGCGCCCGCUACGCCCGCCGCGCCCCCGCCCAGCACCUCGACGACAACGACGACCACCACCACCACCACCGUAGCGCCCAGGACGACGACGAGGCCGUCCUCCACGAUGGCGACCUCCUCUCAGGAGCCUAAGCCGGCCGCCACGACGACCGCGGCGCCGCCGUCGACCACGGCCAGGUUGGCGUCCGCCCCGGCCAAGAAGACGGCCUCCGCCUCCGCCGCGCCGCCCAAGCCCAAACCCAGCGCGCCCACCAAGGGGACGACCACCAGCAAGCCAGUGUCGACGACGGGCAGGCCCUCGACCUCCGCGACGAGCAAGCCUUCCUCCACCACGCAGAGAUCCACAAACUUGACAAGCAGGCCGCCGCCGCCGACGACAACGACAAGAAAGCCAGCCGCGACAACAAAACAGCCUACCAAACCUUCCACGACCACGACGUCAAAGCCGACGACGACGUCGACCACGCGAACGACGACCCUCCCGGGCAGCACCCCUGCUCCUACCACCAAGGCGAGCACCACGCCGAAGACGACCGCAGCACCCAAGACGACCACGACGACCUCGACCACUCCGGCACCCAGGACGACCUCCACCUCCACGACCACAACCUCCACGAGGAGGCCGACGACGACAACGACGACCGCGAUGCCGCUAGCCACCUUGCGGCCGUCACUGCUGUUCGGCAGCGUCAAGCACCGGCCCUCCAUGGAGGCGUCGAGCGGCAGCAGCAGCAGCUACCCGGCGCAGCUGCACCACAUGAGCACGCGGCGGCCGCCGCCCGCCUCCACCGCGGCGCCGACGCCGACCCCGCGGCCCUGGCCGGGCCUGGCCGGGCUGCUCAAGCUGGCGGGCUGCAACAUCUACGGCAGGAUGUACCGGGUGGGCAAGAUCAUCCAGGAGCUGUCCGGGCCGUGCCUCGAGUGCCGCUGCACCGAGGUGGGCGUGCAGUGCCAGCAGCUCGACUGCUGAGGCCGCCGCCGACCACCAGGGUGCAUGGCGACGGUUGGCGUGGCGAGGGGUACUUCACUAGAAAUUCAAGCGUCCACCGGUUUUUCUGGUUUUUCUUUAUUUCUUUUUAAAAUUUUUACCCUUGAUUUUUUUUUCUGAGUUUUAACCGAUUUUUGUAAAGGGUUUAUACUGAUUUUUUUUUUUUUUUUUUUUUUUGAGGAAAGUACCUCUUGACAGUUGGUUGUGUGUGAGAGUACAAAGGGUGCUGUUCACCAAAGUGAAAACGAAAAGGAACGCUUACCUGAAACAAGCGUGCCGUUCAGCUGACGACGCGGACUGUUACUGUUCAGAUGGUAAAAGUAAUACCAGUAGUAAUAUAAUACGCAAAGUAAUACUGUUGCUAAUGAUGCAGAGAUGAUCUCAAACCCAUUUCACGGAUUGCGUGCUGGGUGGGCGCCGGUAUAGUGCGUCACUCACUUCAGAUGCAAACCUUAAUUACUUGUAAUAGAAUUUCGAGAAUUUAUUUGUAGACGUGGUAAUGUAUUAUUGCAGCAGUUGCCAUGUGCUAAGAAACGAAAUGUUUUUGUAGACCCUGCCAAUGUUGCGAUACAACUUAGAAUUAGUAAUAGGUCAUUUGUGAGUGAUAAAUUGAAUAGGCCAUAAGAUUUGGGUUGCGGUAUUUAAAAAAACAAACAUUAUGGCUGUGAAAUCGACUAGACACCUCUUUACUUUAAAUCUCACAUGAUAAUAACAUAUCAUAUGACUGAUUCAACACUAGGGGAACACAGAGCAAUUUAAGAUUAAGAGGCAUUCGGUUUCACAGCCGGGGCUGAGUAGGUUAAGAUUUGUGAAUUACAAAUCACAUUGAUAUACAUUAAUAAAUAAGUACCAAAAACCGUAAAAGAAUAAGCGUGUUGUUAUAAACAACAAAAAUUCAAAUGAA
Messenger RNA from Frankliniella occidentalis (western flower thrips), 4780 nucleotides. RefSeq lists its product as uncharacterized. The transcript has 11 exons. The record is from RefSeq and is a predicted model, not a curated record. Bases 202 to 3858 code for a protein of 1218 amino acids. Lineage: Eukaryota; Metazoa; Arthropoda; Insecta; Thysanoptera; Thripidae. Gene Ontology annotation, molecular function: protein binding.